Ctenocephalides felis (cat flea) is the source of this 1481-nucleotide messenger RNA. It is a transcript of the gene RpIIIC53, whose product is annotated as DNA-directed RNA polymerase III subunit RPC4. Bases 147 to 1361 code for a protein of 404 amino acids. Lineage: Eukaryota; Metazoa; Arthropoda; Insecta; Siphonaptera; Pulicidae. Gene Ontology annotation, molecular function: DNA binding. Gene Ontology annotation, biological process: transcription by RNA polymerase III. Gene Ontology annotation, cellular component: RNA polymerase III complex. The transcript has 8 exons. The record is from RefSeq and is a predicted model, not a curated record.
UUGAACGUGAAAUUAAUUAUUUACAUGUUUAUGUUUCUUUUAUUAUGCAUAUUUGUUUUGAAGUAGAUAUGUGAAAUUGAAAAUAUAACUUUUUACGGUCGAUCCAUUUUUUUCAGUAGAUCUCUGUAAAUUUAUUAUUAUAUAAAAUGUCGAAUACUAGGAAAGGAACCAUUUCAGUAAAAAAAGAUUUGCUCCGGCCAGGAGUUUCAAUUAAACAAGAGCCAGGUGUUGAAAUUCAGAUCAAGCAAGAGCCUGGUACCGGAAUCCUCAAACCUACUCCUGAUGCCGCCGCUCCUGGUCGUUUAUCGUCAUUUAAGCUGCCUCGCGACUUAACAUUAGGAGGGCAGAAUGCCAGAAAAGCUCCCAAAAAAGUUUACACUCCAAAUUUAAAUGCCGUUCGCGUUAAAAAAGAUUCCCCUACUGCUCAGGAACCGGUAGGAAGAGGCACAGGUAGAGGUCGUGGAAGAGGAAGAGGUCAGAAUGAAAGAGGCAGAGGUCGUGGUAGACAAAAUACAAACCUUGUGCAAUCAGCUGGCAUAUUCUCAGAAGGCUCCGCGGAUAUACUUAGAAGAGGUGGUUCAUCUAGUGGGAGUUACGCCAAAGAUGAUUCCACUAACAUUCUGCAGAAACCAACACUGAACUUAAAGCAAGAGUUGAAAGUUGAUAUAACUGAAGAAGGAGAACAUUUGAAAGCUUUAUUAGGUGAAUUCGAUAAUCCGAUUAAGAGUCCAUAUAUUGAAACGAAUCCAAUAGUUUUAUCUGCAUCAAAACAUGAUGUUAUCUCAAAAGGUAAAUUGGCACUAGAAGUACCUUUGAAAAAAAUAAAGCAAGAGCCGGGAAUUGUGGUAAAGACUGAAAUAGAAGAUAAUAAUGAUGGAUUAGUUCCAGAACUCUCAGUGAAAAAUUUAGAUGAAAAUGCACAAGAACAAUCACGAGUAUACAAUAGAAUUUUAUCACUUCCAGGACUAUUUUCAAUGCAGAAUUCACCUUUCUUUCUAUUACAGUUACCUGACACACUUCCUGGCCAAGGUGCAGAAGAACAGAUAGAGAAGCAGCCUGAAGCAUCAAAAGAAGAAUCAAGCAAAUCCACUACAAAGAUUCCUGCAAAAUGUACCUUAAAGGACCUUGAUAGUGGUUUUAUCGGAAAGAUGGUUUUGUACAAAUCUGGAAAAUCCAAACUGGUAUUAGGACAAACAUGUUUUGAUCUAGAACUUGGCUCACAGACAUGUUUCUUACAAGAUGUUAUUUCCAUUGAUGUAAAUACAACACAAAGAACUGGCAGUAUGAUUAAUUUAGGCCAAGUACAAUCUAAGGUUAUAGCUUCUCCAGACUGGAAUUUACUUACUAGCAAACAAAGUUAAUUAAAUAUAAAAAUGUGAUAAUUGUCUAACUUAAGUUGUAAAUCAAAAUUUCAUAAUAUAGAAUAUUUAUUAUGCUAUAAAGAGUAAUAUCAAAAUGUAAGGUAAUAAAAUAAUUCUCUC